GGGGUUUUAUUUUUAGGGUUGGGGUUUUGGUUUUAUUGAUUGAUGAUUGUUGGUGAAUUUGGAGUUUUUUCUUGUUCAUUUGCUGUUGGCUUCCCAGUUUGGGGUCUUCUCGGAGGGGAAGAAGGAUCUCCUGGUAUCUCCUCUGCCUUAGGCUGCCACGUAACACGUGAUUUUUUUUCUCAACGUUUUAUGUCUCGGAAAGCUCAGAUGGCAGUGGCAGUGUUCAAAAGUCCUCUUAGAGGGGAAUAUCUACAGAAGAAUGGUAUGGAAGGGAAACAACCUGUCGGGAGGAGACGGGUUUUUGUGCAAACAGAGAAUGGUUGUGUGUUGGGUAUGGAGUUGGAUCGCAGUGACAGUGCUCAUACAGUUAAAAGAAGGUUGCAAGUUGCCCUUAAUUUCCCUAUUGGGGAAAGCUCACUGACGUUCGGAGAUAUGGUGUUAAAGAAUGAUCUUGAUGUCGUUCGGAAUGAUACUCCGCUUCUCCUAACAAGGAACUGUGUGCACAGAAGCUCCUCUACUCCCUGUCUUUCGCCUAAUGGAAAGGAUCUCCAGCAGAGAGAUAGAAGUGGUCCUAUCGAGAUACUGGGACAUUCCGAUAGCUUUAAUGUAUUAAAGGUGGUGGUGAAGGACAUUGUUAAGGCAAUUAAGAUGGGUAUUGAUCCACUUCCUGUUCGUAGUGGUCUUGGGGGUGCUUACUAUUUUAGGAACCCUAGAGGUGAGAGUGUCGCGAUUGUGAAGCCAACAGAUGAAGAACCUUUUGCACCAAACAAUCCAAAAGGUUUUGUUGGGAAAGACCUUGGUCAACCAGGUUUGAAACGCUCUGUUCGUGUAGGGGAGACAGGCUUCAGAGAAGUUGUGGCUUACCUUCUUGACUAUGGUCAUUUUACCAAUGUGCCACCAACAGCGCUGGUGAAGGUUACGCACUCAGUCUUCAAUGUCAAUGAUGGCAUGAAUGGGAAUAGGCCUAACAAGAAGAGUCUGGUUAGCAAGAUUGCGUCAUUCCAACAGUUUGUACAGCAUGAUUUUGAUGCUAGUGAUCAUGGAACCUCAAGCUUCCCCGUUUCUUCUGUGCACCGCAUUGGAAUACUCGAUAUAAGGAUAUUUAACACCGACAGGCAUGCAGGAAACCUUUUAGUGCGGAAGCUUGAUGGCAUUGGAAGGUUUGGUCAAAUGGAACUCAUUCCUAUUGAUCACGGCCUUUGCUUGCCUGAAACUUUGGAGGAUCCGUACUUUGAGUGGAUUCAUUGGCCUCAAGCUUCGAUUCCUUUCUCUGAGGAUGAGCUUGAGUAUAUACAAAAUCUUGAUCCUAUUAAGGAUUGUGAAAUGCUGCGAAGGGAACUCCCCAUGAUACGGGAGGCUUGCCUACGAGUUCUGGUACUUUGCACAAUUUUCCUCAAGGAAGCUGCAGCUUUUGGUCUCUGUCUUGCCGAAAUUGGUGAAAUGAUGAGUCGAGAAUUACAGGCUGGAGAGGAGGAACCUAGUGAGCUAGAAGUGGUUUGUCUUGAGGCGAGGAAGUUGAUAGCAGAGAGAAAGUUGUCAUCUCCCAAGUCUGAUGUCCGAGAUGCCGAAUUCCAAUUCGAUAUCGACUUACCGGAGUUGGACUUAAACCCGAAAAUGGCUACAGAUGAUUUUAUGACUAGAACACCAUUCCAUUUGGGAAAUGGAUUUGUGAGUAACCAUUUCCCACUUUCAAGGCUGGAUGAAUGCUUUGAGGAAGAUGAGGAGGAAAUUGAAGAGGAAGCCGAGCAGCAGUGUUUCUCUGCUUUCAAAUCCAUCAGAACGAUCCCAUCCAUUUCAAAGCUUUCAAUGUCACUCAAAAAUACCAGCUUAGGUGACAAAAGCCAGAAGUACUCAAAAUUUUCUGGAACAAAACAAGAAAAUGGUUAUCUCAAUAGCUCGUCCGGCCAUAGGAGUGCAAAUGAGCAGCUUCCAGGAAGUGUGAGCUUUGUGAUUCUAGCUGAUAUGAACGAGGAGGAAUGGACCUUCUUCUUGGAGAAGUUCCAAGAGUUGCUCUACCCAGCAUUCGAAAAUCGAAAAUCAGUUACUUUAGGUCAGAAGCAGAUACAGAGGCUCGGUACUUCAUGCCAGUUUUGAUAUAUCGAGAUAUCCGAAAAUCGAUACCAGGUAGUCGAGUUUACUGAGAGAUGAAAUAAAGAGUUUUAGGAUUUGUUUGCAGUUUGGGAUGAAAGGAUUUGUUUGCAGUU
Messenger RNA from Hibiscus syriacus, 2204 nucleotides. Its product is annotated as phosphatidylinositol 4-kinase gamma 5-like. NCBI's taxonomy places the organism in Eukaryota, Viridiplantae, Streptophyta, Magnoliopsida, Malvales, Malvaceae. Bases 43 to 2094 code for a protein of 683 amino acids. The transcript is spliced from 2 exons. The record is from RefSeq and is a predicted model, not a curated record.